Molecule: messenger RNA, 402 nt
Organism: Nicotiana tabacum (common tobacco)
Lineage: Eukaryota; Viridiplantae; Streptophyta; Magnoliopsida; Solanales; Solanaceae
Source: RefSeq, a predicted model, not a curated record
AUGCGAUUCCCAAUUGGUAGUAAAUUAGGUCUAAGGGAUCUUCGAAGCCAAAGUGGAUCGCAUGCAAAAAUAUGUAGUGAAAGCCAGGCUCUGCUUGCACGGUUCAGGGAAUGGUUAAUUACCCACAUCCCGAGAGAAAAAAACACAGAGGUAGAUGCACUAGCCAAUCUGGUAUCGUCCACGGAAAUGAAGGGAUCAGACUCCGAUAUGGUCAUGCAGCUUAUGCAUUCGAUAUUGGACGCAGAUGACUAUUAUGAAGUAAACGCGACGAAUUUGGUCUGGGACUGGAGAAAUGAGAUCAUUGACUAUCUCGAGCAUGAAAAACUGCCUGAAGAUGCCAAUGCAUCUUGGGCGCUACGCACUAAAGUAGCUCGAUACAACUUCAAGGGAGGAAAUCGGUGA